Molecule: messenger RNA, 2187 nt
Organism: Scomber japonicus (chub mackerel)
Lineage: Eukaryota; Metazoa; Chordata; Actinopteri; Scombriformes; Scombridae
Gene: rab11fip5a
Product: RAB11 family interacting protein 5a (class I)
Exons: 5
Coding region: 301-2187 (628 amino acids)
Biological process (GO): regulated exocytosis
Cellular component (GO): mitochondrion; early endosome; recycling endosome
Molecular function (GO): small GTPase binding
Source: RefSeq, a predicted model, not a curated record
CAGGGACGAGCCGUGCGGAGGACGGACGCUGCUGCAGCCGCAGAGCAGACUGCUGCGAGACGCACGAGAGCAGCCAGGGCACGAAACGACCGGCGACCGUACGGCAACUUUGCAGAGACAUACAACCGACAGCCAUAAUGCGGCACAGCCCGCCAACAACCCCGGAGCUGAUGUGACUGCUCACACCCCAAAAAAGUAGGAGAGGAAGCGGCGGUCACUACCACCACCACCACCGCCUCUCCUCCCCGGCGUUUGCCUCGCAGGUCGGUCGGUUUGUCUGGAGGGUGGAGGGCGGAGGACAUGGACACGUUAAGCGUAGACGACGAUCAGAAAUGGGUACCGACACACGUUCAGGUGACGGUGCUAAAAGGCAGGGGAUUACGGGGCAAGGGCAAGCAUGGCACCAGCGAUGUGUACACCAUCAUCCAGAUUGGGAAGGAGAAAUACUCGACCUGCGUGGUGGAGAAGACCACCGAGCCGGAGUGGAGGGAGGAGUGCUGCUUCGAGCUGCAGCCCGGUGUGCUGGAGAGAGGCGGGCGGUGCGCAUACCCGGCCGGGAGCAACGAGCUCAUCCUCACCGUGAUGCACCGGGCUCUGAUCGGGCUCGACGUGUUCCUCGGACAGGCUGUGAUCCAUCUGGAUAAGGUGUUUCACGAGAGUAGAUGCCUGAAAAACGAGUGGUACAGACUCAACUCCAAGACGGGGAAGAAGGAGAAGGAGCGAGGAGACAUUCAAGUCACCGUCCAGUUCACCAGAAACAACCUGACAGCGAGCAUGUACGACCUGGUCAUGAAGGACAAGACGGGAUCCACGUUCCGCAAGCUGAAAGAGCGCAUAAAGGGGAAGAGGAGAGCCAGCGAAGAGGACUCCUCGUCGGCCAUCCUACCGAGCGGCUACGGGUCCGUGUACCGCAUGCGCCAGCGGUUGCCCAGCGACGGAGGAGGGGAGGAGGAUUACGAGGACGAUGAGGGGGGCGAGGCCCGUCGGAGCAAGAUGAGGAACUUUUUCCUGAGAGGGAAGCUGAGGAAGUCGUCGGACACUCGCUCCAGCACAUCACUAGGUUCAGAGAGCAGCGAGUCGUCUCGGGGAGGGAGUCUCAGCCCCACAGCUGGAAUCAGCGUGGUGGUCUCGGACCUCUCCAACUCGCCCAGUAACAGCAGUAACCUGACAGCAGAUAACAGUCCAGAGCACACAGCUAACACAUCACCCAGGUCGUCUUCUCUCAGAUGUGAGUUCGGUGAUGAGACCGGUGAGAUCACCAUCGCAGUGCCUCAGCCCACUGUGUGCGUUAACGGAAGCCAUGCUUACAAAGUCCAACACCUGGACCCAGGCUCAGGAAAACCUGCAGAUUCUUUAGGCGUGGGACUGUUGCAGAAGUCGUUGCCUCUCUCCAUGUCUCUACAGAACCUCAGCCCGCGAGCCGCCACAGACCUCCCCAAAGGCACGGUCGGAGACGGGCGCCGCUGGUCUUUUGACAAACCCGGCGAGGAGGAGAAAGCUGCCAUAGCGGCGGCCCUGGAGCAAAGUGGCCCCAUGGUGGGUGACGAAGAGGAGUGCUUGGAACAGACUGCUCCGCCCUCCUCCUCUUCCUCCACGGCAGAGUCGGAGAGUCAGGGGAAAAAGCAGAGGAGGAACUUGUUCUCCCACGGGAAGAGCGAGUCUGCGGGGAAAAGGACGAGUCAGUCCAAGGAUGAGUCUGAACAGGCCCUCGCUGCCACUGAGGAGAAACACAGGGGAUGGUUCGGAUCAAAGGACUCACACAGCAAACCUAGCCCCCACCCAGUGAAGCCCCUGACCACUGCCAUGCUGGCUGAGGAGAAGCGGACUGAAGGCCGAUCAGUGCUGGCCACCGGCCUCGAGAAGCUCAAGUCCACCAUCCAUCCGGGGAGGAGCAGCCAUCUCAGCGAGCAGGAGACGGAGAGGAAGAAGUCUCUGACAGAAGGAGCGGGCUCGUACUACCACCUCAACCACAGCGAACUGGUCGCCCUGCUGGUGCAGCGUGAGGCGGAGCUGGAGAGGCAGAAGGCGGAGUUCAAGCAUCAGAAAGCUCUGCUGGCCAAGCGGGAGGUGGAGCUGAGGAAGCUGAAGCCGCAGGUCCGAGAUCUGGAGGACUACAUUGACACGCUGCUGGUUCGCAUCAUGGAGCAGAAACCCACUCUCCUGCAAGUGCGCUCCAAGUUGAAGUGA